This is a messenger RNA of Wasmannia auropunctata (little fire ant), 2429 nucleotides long. RefSeq names its product mediator of RNA polymerase II transcription subunit 28-like (gene MED28). Gene Ontology annotation, cellular component: mediator complex. Bases 227 to 988 code for a protein of 253 amino acids. Lineage: Eukaryota; Metazoa; Arthropoda; Insecta; Hymenoptera; Formicidae. The record is from RefSeq and is a predicted model, not a curated record. The transcript has 4 exons.
CCGGGAUAAUCGGCGGGAAGGCGGGGGGAAGGGGGUUGUUGCGUGCGCGGGGAGGAGUUGCGUCGUCGCGUGUCGCGUGCGGGAGGAGUGAAGGAAUUCGGCGUAUUCCCACGAAUCCCACGAGAUCGGAGUAAUUCAGUCGAGGAGGUAACCGCGCCAACCGUGGAAUAUCUUGGCGAUUGUUUUCGCACGACGCGGAUCCGCCUCGCGCGGAUAUAACAUCGUAAUGGCGACGCCGACCAACAGCAGCGGUAACCUCGUCGACGAGUUCGAGGAAUCGUUUCAGCAAUGUUUGAGUAUUUUGACUAAGGACGAGGGAUUGGGCAACAGCGGUACUGGUGCGUCUGGUGGUAUGACAGUGGAUAAAGACGAAGGUCGCGCGGAAAUGGAACAAGCCACCAUGAGGUUUAUAGACCUGGCCAGGCAGAUGGAGGCUUUCUUCCUGCAAAAGAGAUUUCUUCUGUCUGCGCUGAAGCCCGAGCUGUUGGUCAAGGAAGAAAUCAACGAGCUGAAAUUGGAGUUGGGGCGGAAGGAGGACCUGAUAAAAAGACAUAACGACAAGAUCGCCGUCUGGCAGAAUAUGUUGUCGGAUUUGCAGGGAUGGGCGCAGUCCCCUGCUCAAGGGCCAGCACCCAGUGGCUUACCCAAUGGAAAUCAAAGCGGGCAGAAUCAGCAGGCGCAGAGUGGCAGCGGUAAUGCCUCGAUGCAGCAACAACAGCAAAUACUGCAGCAUCAGCAGCAAUUGCAACAGCAAUUGCAGCAGCAGCAGCAGCAGCAGCAACAUCCACAAUUGCAGCAACAAUUGCAGCAGCAAAUGCAACAUCCAUUGCAACAGCAGGAAAGAGAAGGAAUAGAAGAAGAGUGUGAGAACGAAGCGAUUGAUUAUAUUGAUUGGGCUAAGAAGUUUGGCGAGAUUGAUUGUAGUUGGACUGAAGAGAAUGAUUGCAGAGAAAUAUUGUGGUUCUUUAAUCUUGAUUUGGGAUGUUGAUUUAUAUAUAUAUAUAUAUUUUUUUUUAUAAUUUCUAUAAUUUCGUUAAUCAGCGAUUUUCCAUAGUCCCAUUUCAAAUUGUAAAUUGAUCAAAUUGUUCGAGUAAUUUAUCUAUCUUCCUUUUUUUAUGAAAUUUUAUAUGAGAUGUUAAAUCUAUUCGUAUACUGUGCAGCCAUACUUAUAUCACGGGAAUCUGGCUUUUUUUAUACAUAUCAAUUAUAUUUUGUUAAUUACGUUAAUAUAUACACAUUAGUGUAUAUUUCAUUGUCAUAUAAUAUAUAUUAUAAUAUAUAAAUUCUUAAGGCUUUUACGGGUAUUUUCUUUAAAAGUGCUAACAGGUUUACGGGCUUUUUUUCUCCUUGUACAUUUUUAAUGAUAUGCUAACGUUUCGUGAACAGCAUCGUUCACGAAAUGUUGGCAUAACAUUAAGACUAUAUCAAGACACGGAGAAAACCCGUAAAUUUGUUAACUUUUAAAUGUAUAUAUAAUAUAUAUUAUAUACAUAUAAUGAUACAUGUUAUGCCCUAUUGCUAUUAUUCGAGUUUUUGAGAUGUGUGAUUGCUUGUGUGCGUAUGUCUGUGCGAAAGAAGACGUAUGUGUGAAGAAUCACAUUUAUACAAGAAUUAUAUAUUAAACAAAACACACACACACAAGAACACUCUCUUUCUCGUUGAAGACUGAAAUACUCAUUUUAGAAUGUUAGAUAAUAAUUUUUUCAAGCAGUAGUUUUCAAUCGCCGAGGAGACGGGACAAUCGGUCUCGCCGCGUACACAACAAUUAUAAUGUUGCGCAUAACAUCAGUGCCUUAUAUAAUUCCUAUAUAAUUCCCACAAGCAACAGAAAUGUAUUAUUAUAAAAGAAUAGAUUAAAAUGUCUUUUUAUAAUUAACUAUGAUAAAAGUAGAUAAUAAAAGUAUAAAUUUCUAUUACGAGGAGUGUCGAAGGAUAUAUAAAAGUUGUAAAACGAUGCCAAAACAGUAAAUAUAAAUGUACAAUACCUAAUGUACAUAUUAUCUAUAUACAAUAAAUAUGUACAAAUACCUAGUAAAAAAAAGAAGACGAAGAAAUGUAAUAAAUCUGUUAAUAGCAACAAUAAAACUUAGGAGUGUUCAUAAUUGAUAUACUUCAUAUUAAUAGCAAGACGCGUAGUGAUCUUUAUAUCAUUUCAUAAGAUAAUAUAAUAGAGACGUAGCGAAACGAUGAACAUACAGGAGACGCUUUCAUCUUAUUUUUUUAAAUAUUUUUUCUCAUGAGUGAUAUUUCUUCGCGUUAUAUCCUGUAUUUGUAGAAAAAGAUAUUUGUAUAUAAGAUGCUCACUGCAUGUAGAUAUUGUAUGCAUGCGCAUCAAGUAAUUAUUGUUACACAAACUGCAUUAUGAUUUUUCUGAAAGUUGAUGGCAAAAAAACUGUUACUUGUAAAAUUAAAAUAAAUGAAUAAAAUAA